CCUCCAAGAAAAGCGACGUAAUGUCUGAUAUCUUCACUACGUCACCAGACAAGAAGGAUCGGCCACAAGCGGGGCGUCGUGCCGUACAGAGUACCUCUCCCAAUGAAGACUCUGAAAUUCCUGCUCCUGGAGCUGCUGCUACUGAUUCCACGAUGAUGUUGAGCCCCUCCUCCACAGACGAACUGUCCCCUCCUCGUCCCAUGCCCAAACAGGGGGGCUGGGGUGAAAACACUGCUGUCAGCAUGGAGGAUCCCAGGUUUAAUACUCAGAGUCCCGGGGAGGAAAUAUCUGAAAUUCCUACCAUUCCAGUGUUGGAAGAGAUGGCGGAGGAGGACCUCAGCUUUCAGGUUGCUGAAGCGCCAAAUGUUCAAGUCAACAGAGUUGCUACUAUCCGGGAGUUGGACCAGGAACUCAACAAACACUCAGCACUCAUGAUGCUUGAUAGCAAGAUAGAUCUGAAGUGUCUUACCAGGUAUUUGAACGCAGAGAGCAGUGUGAAGGAGAGUGAUAAGCCAUGGUACUGGGAAAGAUUGUUCACUGAGGUUGCAUCUGAGUUGAACAGUGAAUGGGAAGCGGUACGGGAGUUGGAAAAUGGCGAUGUGAUAAGGUAGCAGGAAUCUCUUCUUAUCUCACUUUAAUUCAAAACUGCUACUCAAAGACUCGUUAUUGCAACUUAUUCAGAUAUUUACCUGAACAGACUGCUGCGCAGUUUAUUUUCGACGGGGUCACAACCAAGUUUUAUUUUCAGAUUUUCAGAAACGCUUUCAGAAACAUUUAUUUGUGUAUAGAUAAUCGAUGUAUAUUAUUGUAUAAAGUUAUUUAUUCUAUUGUGUUUAAAGAAACCG
Messenger RNA from Bolinopsis microptera, 845 nucleotides. RefSeq names its product intraflagellar transport protein 43 homolog A-like. The record is from RefSeq and is a predicted model, not a curated record. Gene Ontology annotation, biological process: intraciliary retrograde transport. Gene Ontology annotation, cellular component: cilium; intraciliary transport particle A. The coding region runs from base 21 to 611 and encodes 196 amino acids. The transcript has 5 exons. Lineage: Eukaryota; Metazoa; Ctenophora; Tentaculata; Lobata; Bolinopsidae.